AUUUAAAAGAGAAUUCAUUUUAGUCAGUCGUUUCUUUCUUGCCAAGGCACCGUGCUCGCAAUGUAUUUAAUAACAAGUGGCUUACUAUUACUUCCAUUUAUUUCAUAUGCUUUGGGAGUUCCACCCGUAGUAAGAGUUGGUGCAAUAUUUUCAAACCAACCCGGAAAGUAUAACUCGGAGUUGGCGUUUAGAUAUGCCAUUCAUAGGUUAAAUCUGGAUAAAAGUCUCUUGCCUGAGACAACCGUUGAAUACUAUAUUGAAUAUGUAAAUCGAUUGGAUUCGUUUGAGACAGUUCAAAAGGUGUGCAAACUUGUACAUGUUGGUGUUCAAGCUAUUUUUAGCCCAACUGACUCUGUUUUGGCGACCCAUAUAAAUUCUAUUUGUGAUGCCCUGGACAUACCAAGUAUAGGCCGGUCGGCUCACGACUUUGCCAUUAACGUGUAUCCAUCCCAGCAAUAUGUAAAUCAAGCCUUUAAUGAUGUAAUACACUAUCUGAACUGGACCCGAUUUGGAAUUUUGCAUGAAAAAGACUAUGGAAUUAUAAAUCUGCAUCAGCUAUCCCGCUCUGUUCAGGGUGAAGUGCACAUGCGACAAGUUUCUCGCGGGUCGUAUUUGCCUGUAUUGAACGAAUUCAAGGGUAAAGAAAUACACAAUAUUAUUAUUGAUACAACUUCGGAUGGUAUAUCAAUCCUAUUAAAAAAUAUACUACAACAGCAAAUGAAUGAAUACAAGUACCAUUAUUUGUUUACCAGCUUUGACUUGGAAACUUAUGAUUUGGAAGACUUUAAAUACAAUUUUGUAAACAUAACAUCAUUUCGAUUGGUCGACAUUGGAGAUGUCGGUGUAAAGCAGAUUUUGAAGGAUCUCGGAACCUAUAGCCACCAUAUGUUUCAAAAACCAUUUAUGAAUCCGCAUGUGAGAAAAUCAAUUUCCCUUGAGUCAGAGCCAGCUUUAAUGUUCGAUUCUGUAUACGUUUUUGCUAUUGGGUUGCAGACGUUGGAGCAAUCACACACUUUGAACCUAUUGAACAUGACCUGCGAUGCGGAAAUUCCAUGGAACGGAGGCCUCAGCUUAAUUAAUUACUUAAAUGCGGUUGAAUGGAAAGGUCUAACGGGUCCCAUUCAGUUUAAAGAGGGAAAGCGAGUGCAAUUCAAGUUGGACUUAAUAAAAUUAAAACAACACUCCAUUGUAAAGGUCGGGGAAUGGACCCCCCAUGGACAUCUAAACAUUACCGAACCUUCAAUGUUUUUUGAUUCUGGUUCCAUGAAUGUGACACUGGUAGUCAUAACCAUACUGGAAACUCCCUAUGUAAUGAUGCACUACGGCAAGAACUUUACGGGCAACGAAAGAUUUUAUGGCUUUUGCGUUGAUAUAUUGGAAACCAUUUCUCAUGAGGUUGGGUUUGACUACAUACUGGAUUUGGUACCCGAUAGAAAGUAUGGCGCCAAAGAUCCCGAAUCUGGUGAAUGGAACGGAAUGGUCGCACAGCUAAUGAAAUAUAAAGCAGACUUGGCCGUUGGAUCUAUGACCAUCACAUAUGCAAGAGAAAGCGUUAUUGAUUUCACUAAACCAUUUAUGAAUUUGGGGAUAAGUAUUUUAUUCAAGGUCCCAAGCUCAGAGCCAACAAGAUUGUUUUCCUUUAUGAAUCCAUUGGCAAUAGAGAUCUGGAUAUAUGUGCUGAUUGCAUAUUUUCUCGUAUCUUUUUGUAUAUACGUUGUUGGAAAACUUUCUCCCAUCGAGUGGAAGUAUAUCCACCCCUGCGACUUAGACAAUAUUUCGAUUGGCAAUCAGUUCACCCUGUCCGACAGUUUUUGGUUUACCAUCGGAACUCUUAUGCAACAAUCAACCGAUAUUUAUCCGAGAGCGAUGUCAACAAGGAUAAUAAGCAGUAUCUGGGGUUUUUUUUCACUCAUUAUUGUAGCAUCUUACACGGCUAAUCUCGCUGCUUUUCUUACCACUGAACGUAUGAUUAACCCUAUCGAAAACGCUGAAGAUUUGGCAUCACAAACAGAGAUAUCUUAUGGCACUCUGGAUAGCGGAUCUACGAUGACUUUUUUUCGGGACUCAAUGAUAGAAACGUACAAAAAAAUGUGGAGGAGCAUGGACAAUAAGAAAACAACAGCGUUUACCAGUUCGUAUGAGGAUGGUAUAAAGCGAGUUAAUCAGGGUAAUUACGCCUAUUUGAUGGAAUCCACAAUGCUUGAUUACAUCGUUCAGCGAGAUUGUAAUUUAACGCAAAUUGGAGGAUUGUUGGAUACGAAGGGAUAUGGUAUUGCUACACCAAAAGGUUCACCUUGGCGGGAUAAAAUUUCGUUGGCUAUACUUGAGCUUCAGGAAAAAGGUGAUAUUCAAAUGUUGUAUGAUAAAUGGUGGAAAAACACUGAUGAAACUUGUACCCGGCGAAGCACAAGCAAACAAUCAAAAGCAAAUGCACUUGGUUUGGAAAGCAUAGGUGGUGUAUUUGUGGUUCUAAUGGCUGGAAUUUUUGUGGCUGCGAUUGUGGCGUUCUUCGAAUUUUGGUUUAAUUUUCGACACCUUCAUAAAGCUACGUCAAUUAAAACGGGCGUCAAUAGUGAUUCCACUCAAGGCGUGAUGGCAGAAACCGAAUGGAAAUAUACACCACCAACCCGUUGCUUUUGGAUCGAAAUUUUCGAGGAACUGCGAUAUGCAUCAUGGUGUAUGAACAAGCAAAAAAGACCUGAGUUAAGUCGAGUUUGUAGUGAAUGUAAGAUUCCACAAAGACAAACGUAUAUAUAACGUUAAAUUAGUCUUAACGCCCGAAAAGUGACAUACAAUUUUUCGGUGGGCUUUACGUCACUUAUGGUAGUGUCAUAACUCCCGCAGAUUACAAAAUUUAAAUAUUGUAUUAAUAUAAUAUAAAUAUAAUAUUUGUAGAACAGAGCUUCAUUGAAUUUAAAAGAAGAAAAAAAAACAUUUUUGCUAUCACCCUUUCAAUAAAAGAUAAAUAAAGAGCACCGCACGUUUAAAUUGUUCAUCCUAUAAA
This is a messenger RNA of Drosophila subpulchrella, 3004 nucleotides long. It is a transcript of the gene Ekar, whose product is annotated as glutamate receptor ionotropic, kainate 2. Gene Ontology annotation, molecular function: adenylate cyclase inhibiting G protein-coupled glutamate receptor activity; glutamate-gated receptor activity. The coding region runs from base 61 to 2757 and encodes 898 amino acids. The transcript is spliced from 13 exons. The record is from RefSeq and is a predicted model, not a curated record. Gene Ontology annotation, cellular component: postsynaptic membrane; plasma membrane. Gene Ontology annotation, biological process: monoatomic ion transport. Lineage: Eukaryota; Metazoa; Arthropoda; Insecta; Diptera; Drosophilidae.